This is a messenger RNA of Coccinella septempunctata (seven-spotted ladybird), 2517 nucleotides long. RefSeq names its product SWI/SNF complex subunit SMARCC2-like. The transcript is spliced from 3 exons. Gene Ontology annotation, cellular component: SWI/SNF complex. Gene Ontology annotation, biological process: positive regulation of DNA-templated transcription. Gene Ontology annotation, molecular function: DNA binding; histone binding. NCBI's taxonomy places the organism in Eukaryota, Metazoa, Arthropoda, Insecta, Coleoptera, Coccinellidae. The coding region runs from base 285 to 1994 and encodes 569 amino acids. The record is from RefSeq and is a predicted model, not a curated record.
UCUCUCCGACUUUUAUACCAUUUUGCGCAUCCACCAUAAUCGAAUAAUCAUUCGAUCACCUGUUUUGUGUUACAUUCUCUGCUCAGUUCUGACAGUUGAUCAGAAAAAUAAUCGAUAGAAAAAGAUAGAAGGUAGUUGUUGUGAAGCUAGUUUAAAAACUAGCGCGUUAUUUUAUCUUCUAGAAACUAUGCAUAGCAGUUUUUGCGAAUUGUGAAUGCACAAAGAGGUGCCCAGGAAUAGACGAUUUGUAGCAGUAACUUGGACACCCGAAAAAAUAUUUCACAAUGUCUAAAUCUGCAACCAAGCCUACUAAGCGAAAAAAUCCCAAGUCGUCCUCAACUCCUAACCCAAAGAGAUUUAAACCAACAGUUGAACAAAAUGAAUCCAUUCCUGAUAUGGAAACAUUACUGUCAGAUUUGCCAAAGGAAGAAGGGAAUAUUUCUGAGAAACAAGCAGAAAUCCUAAAUGAAAAACAUGAAGGUUCUCCAGAAGAGAUAGUGAAUGAUGUCAAAAGUGAAGUUGUAGAAAAGGAACAUGAAAAUGAGAAGUCUCAGGAAAAUGAAAAAGAAAAGGGAAAAUCGUCUCCAAAAUUGGACGAUGGACCUUUUUUCGAUGAUGAUGAUAAAGUGAUAGAGCAAACACAUCAUAUCAUCAUUCCUUCAUAUUCAGCAUGGUUUGAUUAUGAUUCUAUAAAUGAAGUGGAAAAGAGGAGUCUACCAGAAUUCUUCAACAGUCGGAAUAAAUCUAAAACACCGGAAGUCUAUCUAGCAUAUAGGAAUUUUAUGAUUGAUACUUAUCGCCUCAAUCCAACUGAAUACCUCACUAGUACAGCUUGUAGAAGAACUCUAGCCGGAGAUGUUUGUGCAAUAAUGAGAAUACAUGCUUUUCUUGAGCAAUGGGGGUUAAUCAAUUACCAAUUGGAAUCUAACAGUAAACCUGCUGAGAUGGGUCCCCCACCAACAUCACAUUUCCAUGUAUUAUCUGAAAGUGCAGCUGGAUUACAAAAUAUUGGUACUCCAAAAUUGGCUAAUAAUGACUCGAAAAAAAUCAUGCUUGAUUUAGAUGAUCAUUGCCCUGAAAAAAACUCAAUGAUAGGCCAGCUGGGAUUGAAGUUAGAUCAAUAUGCUGGUAAAGCUAAGAAACAAAGCAAAGCAGCACGAGAAGCUAUGAGGUGUUGGACAGAGCAGGAAACCUUGCUUCUUUUGGAAGCAAUAGAAAUGUUCAAGGAUGAUUGGAAUAAGGUUGCAGAACAUGUUGGUUCUAGGACUCAAGAUGAGUGUAUAUUGCAUUUUUUGAGGCUUCCUAUUGAAGAUUCGUUUCUGGAUAAAUUACCCAAUGGUCCUCUAAAUUUUCAGCCGAUUCCAUUCAGUAAGUCUGGUAACCCAGUUUUGUCCAUCAUAGCAUUUUUAGCUUCCAUUGUUGAUCCUAAAGUAGUGACUGUUGCAACUGAAAGUGCCAUGAAAUUGUAUACCAAGAUGAAGGACGAAGAAAUUCCACACCAAAUAGUAGAGGACCAUUUAAACAGAAUAAGGGAGUCUAAAAUCGAAGGAAAGUUUGAUCCGAAGUUCCGUUUGGAAGAAACAGGAAUUUAUGGGACUGGGUCAAAUGAAAGUGUUGACGUUGAUGAGAUUGGGGAAAAAGAAGAUACUCCUAUCAUUAAAGUGGAAGGAGAUACCCAGAAAGAUAUUGAGAAAGCAGCAGUUCAGGCUCUAGUAGCAGCUGCUCUUAAAGCAAAAAAACUGGCCGAUGUGGAGGAACAAAAAAUGAAAGGGCUCAUUCAGCUUUUAAUUGAAACGCAGAUGAAAAAGUUUGAGUUGAAGUUGCAACAAUUCAAAGAACUGGAAUUGAUGCUUGUUAAGGAAAAAGAAACUUUGGAAUAUCAGAAGCAGCAGCUAAUCACUGAGCGGCAAAGUUUUCACUUGGAACAGCUUGAAGUAGCAGAACAGAGAGUCAAACAACAAGCUCAAUUGAAAGUUCACCAAGGAAGUGAAUAAUUUAGUAUUUAAAUAUUAUUUUGUUUUACUUGUUGAACCUUAAAGAAUGCCUAUUUUAAUGAGUCACUGGAAACAGUAAAAAAGAUACUAAAUUCUUCCUUGAACAUAGAGUUGACAUCAAAUACGUCUUGCAUUAUCUUAUGAAGUCUGGACAUUGUGAAUUAUAGGUUAAUUUUUUAUAUUUUUUAUGGUGAGACCUCAUAAUGAAAAACAUUGCUUUGCAAUAUUUCUCUUGAGUAUUUGUUUCUGUAAAAACAGGAGUGCCAUUUUUCUUGAUGAUCUCUUAUACCUUAUCUUAAAGGUUGAAGGUAUUAAAUUCAGAUUUGGUUUGUAGGAAUAGUUUGAUAAUUUUUAUUGUUAUAUUCAUUUCGAAAAAGGUUCAUUUCAUUUCAUUUAUUAUGUUCUUUUAUUUAAUGAGAGGUGAUAUGUAAAUUAAUUUAUUAAUAUUUAUUUAAUUCGAAUAUGUGUUCCUUAAUGUGUCAAAUUAUUGGAUAGCUUUUUUACUGGAUAGCUGGAUAGCAAG